Cyclocybe aegerita is the source of this 429-nucleotide messenger RNA. NCBI's taxonomy places the organism in Eukaryota, Fungi, Basidiomycota, Agaricomycetes, Agaricales, Hemipholiotaceae. The record is from the annotation of a GenBank genome assembly.
AUGACUUACUUCCCGUCAGGCAGUCCGGAGAAAAUUAACCUGGUCGUCACUCUUGGUGGAGAUGGAACAAUUCUCCAUGCCUCAUCACUAUUCAGUUCUGGAGCUGUUCCACCUGUUCUCAGCUUCUCCAUGGGCACACUUGGUUUCCUACUCCCGUUCCACAUCGACGAUUUCGACAAAGCUCUGGAGAGCGUCUUUUCAGGCAAGGCCACUAUCCUCAACCGGAUGCGAUUGGCAUGCACCUUCUACGACAAUGAAUUGGUGAGGAAAAGCAAGGAAACCGAUGAUUGGCAAGUCAUGAACGAGAUUGCAUUGCAUCGUGGUUCCAGCCCUCACCUCAACACUAUUGAUAUCUUCGUUGACGGUCAGCAUCUAACGGAAGCUGUGGUGGUCCGAUUGUACACCCGUCUCUCAGUGCACUGGUUCUAA